AUGCUGAGGGGUCGGGCAGUUGACUUUGAGGUCUGGCUAGAUGAUCUGCAGCUUUUCCUACAGUGCGAUAGCAAGGACGGUCUCUCACUGUUCGAUCUCACGUCUGGCGCCUCUACUGCCCCUGCUGCUGAUGCUGACAGUACUCUGUCGGUGCUUCUCGCGGCGACCGUCGCACCCCCUUCUUUGAGGGGUGUUCCCCUGUCCCCCUUCUCCCCUCUGUUGCCUCUGCUGCUGCUGUCGACCUCGUUGGCACUGAGGAGGUCGGCGCUGCGUCUGCCUCUAGUGGGCGACGCCGCACCGGCAAGGGCAAGGGAAGCAGGGGUGGUGGAGGGGGCGGUGGGGGGAAGCGGUGGAGGCGGUGGAGGAGGUGGAGGUGGUGGUGGGGGUGGUACAGGGAGUGGGGGAGUCGGUGGCGGCAGUGGAGGCCGUGGCGGCGGUGGCGGAGGGGGUGGAGGCGGCGGCAGCGGUGGUGGAGGUAGCGGAGGAGGUGGUGCUGGUCGCGGUGCAGCCACGCAGCGUGGAGGCCUUGGUGGCAGCCAGCGCCAGCAGCAGCAGCGCACCCGUGAGACCCCGUCGGUUCAGCAGCUUCGUGAGUGGUACGCUGGGCGUGGGAGGUCUGGGGGUGCGGGUCCCUGCUCUUACGUUCUUCGCACCGGCACUCGGAGUGGGGAGGUUAGUGCGGCUGCUGCUCUAGGUGCUAGUGCGUCUGCUGCUCCAGGUGCUGGUACGUCUCCUCUCUCUGGUACUGCACCUACUGAGUCCCUUCACACUUUCACACUUGACUCUGGUGCUUCGCGCUCUUUCUUUAGAGACAGCACCACGCUCACGCCGCUCAGUCGGCCUGUUGCGGUCUCCCUUGCUGACCCCUCCGGGGGCCCGGUCCUUGCACACUCCUCCACGGUUCUACCGUGUCCUGCGGCCCCGUCGGGCUUGCUGUCGGGACUCCACCUCCCCUCGUUCUCUACGAACUUGGUGAGUGGAGCUGACCUCCAGGACGCGUGGGUUGACCAGUUCACCCCUGGAGGUCAGCGUGUGACCCACUGCACUUGCUCUCGGACGGGCCGCCACCUGGCCACGUUCACCCGUCGGCCAGGGUCGAGUCUGUACACACUGACUACUGCGCCUCCUCCGGUCCCUGCGUCUGGUCAGGUAGCUGCGUCCAGUCAGGUGUUUGCUGCCGCGUCCAGGUCUAGUCCUGCGUCUGCCCCCUGCUCGUGUCGUCCUCUGGCGCACGAGACUCUCCUUUGGCACCACCGCCUUGGUCACCCCUCCCUGCCUCGUCUUCGAGGUAUGGCCUCCCGUGCUCUUGUCUCUGGACUCCCCAGGUCCCUCCCUCCCCUUCCUCCGGGGCCUGCCCCCACCUGUGUUCCUUGUGUCGAGGGCCGGCAGCGCGCCGCUCCUCACUCCUCGUUUCCUCCGACUGAGGCCCCUCUGCAGACUCUUCACAUGGACGUGUGGGGCCCAGCCCGUGUCCGUGGACAGGGUCACGAGCGUUACUUCCUACUGGUCGUUGACGACUACUCGCGUUACACCACAGUCUUCCCCUUACGCAGCAAGGGUGAGGUCACUGAGGUGUUGAUCGACUGGAUCCGCGGUGCUCGUCGCCAGCUUAGUGAGAGUUUCGGCUCAGACCUUCCUGUUCUGCGUCUGCACUCAGACAGAGGCGGGGAGUUUUCCUCCGACCUCCUGAGAGCCUUUUGUCGUUUUGAGGGCAUCCGCCAGACGUUCACGCUUCUGGCCUCCCCGCAGCAAAAUGUGAUUGCUGAGCGCCGCAUUGGCAUGGUCAUGGACGUCGCUCGUACGUCCAUGAUCCAUGCGGCUGCUCCCCAUUUUCUGUGGCCGUUCGCGGUUCAGUACGCUGCGCAUCAGAUCAACCUUCAGCCUCGUGUCUCCUUGCCGGAGACCACACCUACACUGAGGUGGACGGGGAAGGUUGGCGAUGCGUCAGCGUUCCGAGUCUGGGGAUCUCGAGCUUUUGUCCGCGAUACUACAGCGGACAAGCUGUCCUCCCGUGCCGUUCCCUGUGUCUUCCUUGGCUUCCCUCCUGACGCACCAGGGUGGCAGUUCUACCACCCCACCUCGCGUCGUGUUCUGUCCUCUCAGGACGUCACGUUCGACGAGUCGGUGUCGUACUACCGUCUCUUUCCCCUACCGCACUGCCUCUCCCCCCCCCCCCGCCACUCUUCCUGGCACCAGGUAGACCCUGCCGAGCCGGUCGAGGUAGCUGUCGACUCAGGUGCUGCUAGGGGUGCUGACCCUGCGGGUGCGGGGACUGGGGGUGCUGAGACUGGGGGUGCUGAGUCUGGGGGUGCUGAGACUGGGGGUGCUGAGUCUGGGGGUGCUGAGACUGGGCGGCUUCGUGAGUGGUACUCUCGGCGCUGUCGAGUUGCUGCUGGUGCUGCUGGAGCUGCUGGAGGUGCUACUGGUGCUGGCGCUGCUGGAGGUGGUGCUGGUGCUGGAGCUGCUGGAGGUGCUGGAGGUGCUACUGGAGCUACUGGAGGUGCUGGCGCUGCUGGAGGUGGUGCUGGUGCUGGAGCUGCUGGAGGUGCUGCUGGUGCUGGUGCUGCUGGUGCUGGAGCUGCUGGAGGUGCUGGAGGUGCUACUGGGGCUACUGGAGGUACUGGCGCUGCUGGAGGUGGUGCUGGUGCUGGAGCUGCUGGAGGCGCUGCGCGGCCGCGGCCGUACUACGUUCCGCUCCUUCAGCAGGUUCUUGGCUCUCCGCCUUCUCCUGUUCCUCCUCCUCCUUUCCUGAGUCCACCGCUUGUCCAGUCCCAGUCGCAGUUUCAGCCGGCCUCUCCGCUGCCUGGUCCUUCUCCUUACUAUGGACCGACUAGAGGUCUUACGGAGCGUCGUGAGCCUGACUCGCGUCCUGUGUCACCUGUGCCUCGCUCUGCGUCGCCUGUCCGACCUGUUCGCACUAGUCGUGUUUCGCGUCCGCGUCCUCCUCCUGUCCCUGGCACUCACUCUAUGACUCUGCGUCCUUCUACUGCUCCACAGCGUGUCCCUCUGCCGUCUCCUCCUGCGUCCUCUCUUCCUGACGGUCCGGACCCGGAGUCUGACUCCCUUCGUGCUGCUAGUCCUACUGUCACGCGCUUUCUGGCCACUGCUGUCACUGACCCUCUGUUUGAGUCCACUGCUGCGUCUGCUCUUGUUACUGAGCUCGUUGACUUUGCUGCUGCCUGUCGCCUAGACUACGCCGCUAGUCUUGUUGCUGAGUCUGCGUCUGUCUGUCCUCCGUCCGUCGGGGGUGAGUGUGCUCUUGGCACGGACGUCCUUGAGGACAGACACGAGGACCUUGAGUGCUUUGCAGCUGCUUCACCUCAUCUCGUGUCCAUGCUGCUUGCCCCUGAGGGAGACCCAGAUCCACUAGACAUCCCGACCCCGCGCUCUUACGCAGAGGCGAUAGAGGGUCCCUACUCCUCUCAGUGGCAGGCAGCCAUGGACGCAGAGAUGGCUUCCUGGAAGUCCACAGGCACCUACGUAGACGAGGUUCCCCCACCUGGGGCGAACAUCGUCAGUGGCAUGUGGAUCUUCAGGGUGAAGCGGCCGCCGGGUUCUCCGCCUGCCUUCAAGGCGCGUUACGUUGCACGUGGCUUCAGUCAGCGUCAGGGAGUUGACUUCUUUCAGACCUUCUCCCCUACCCCGAAGAUGACCACUCUUCGGGUACUGCUGCACGUUGCUGCUCAGCGUGACUACGAGCUCCACUCGCUUGACUUCAGCACAGCCUUCCUACAGGGCAGCCUCCACGAGGAGAUCUGGCUGCGCCGCCCACCUGGCUUCACUGGGUCGUUUCCUGCUGGUACCCAGUGGAGCCUCCGGCGGCCAGUCUACUGGUCUCCGCCAGGCACCCCGUGA
Messenger RNA from Closterium sp. Naga37s-1, 3855 nucleotides. Lineage: Eukaryota; Viridiplantae; Streptophyta; Zygnematophyceae; Desmidiales; Closteriaceae. The record is from the annotation of a GenBank genome assembly.